This is a messenger RNA of Phanerochaete carnosa HHB-10118-sp, 2547 nucleotides long. RefSeq lists its product as uncharacterized. NCBI's taxonomy places the organism in Eukaryota, Fungi, Basidiomycota, Agaricomycetes, Polyporales, Phanerochaetaceae. The record is from RefSeq and is a predicted model, not a curated record. Gene Ontology annotation, cellular component: membrane; COG complex. Gene Ontology annotation, biological process: protein transport; intra-Golgi vesicle-mediated transport; Golgi organization. The coding region runs from base 1 to 2547 and encodes 848 amino acids. The transcript is spliced from 12 exons.
AUGAUAUCUCCCACUCGUGUCUCGCGAGACCCCAUGGAGCUGGAUCGCCUGGCAGAAGAGCUGGAAACUCGAGAGUCUGGCAUGUCCCACGCGGGGUUCGCCGAUGGGGAACAUGACCUGCCAGCAUACGUGCCACUCUCGCAUGACAACCCGUACCUCUCCGCCGAGACGUUCCAUGUCGAGGAUUUCCUCCUGUCGCGGUCCUAUACUUCGCUCCCGGAUCUACGGUCAGAGCUCCGAGAUUACCUGGCUACGCUCAAGGAGGAGCUCGUUAAGCUCAUCAAUGACGACUAUGAGGCGUUCAUUAGCCUGAGCACGGACUUGAGGGGCGAGGGCACAAGGUUGGAGAGGCUGAAGUGGCCACUGGGGGAUCUCCGAGCGCAAAUCCUUGUAUGUAAUUCGUCAAGCCCAGAAUCACGCGGCGAAUUGCAGCGCAUCCAGGAUGCGAUUCAACACAAACUGCAGAAGCGGACUGAACUGAGGGAGGAGAAGACAUUCCUGCAUCUGCUGCUGAAGAUCUCUGAGUCUGUUACUCGCUUGGAGUCUUUACUCCUGAUUUCGGCUCCUUCGGAUGAGGACCAGGGUCAGCCGGACAUGCACGGUGCGCGAUGCAUUCAUGCGUUCGCACUUCGUGCUGAUGUAGAUAGAACGCGAGGCAACCGGGCAAAGCAUCUUUCUCGAGUGGCUGCAGAAUAUACCCAGCUGCUGUACCAUGUGUCCAAGGCACAAAGUGAGAAGUGUGCUUUUGUGGACGAGUGCCAUUGGCGAAUCGACCGUAUCAAAUCCACGCUUUCGUCUGACCUAGAUCAUCUCUUCUCCUCGACCUUACUGACACUCACAGAAGGGAGGGACAUCAUCAAGUCUGUGGGCACAGCCGAACUCGACAGAACCAAGGUACUAAAUGAUGUGACCGAAUGCCUUCGGGCAUAUGACAUGCUCGGUCUCUGGCAGGAUGCAGAGGAAGUGUUACGAACGGACGUCGUUCGUGCUUUCGUAAAGAAGACCAUAUACGCCGGAUGCCUUGCUGCUCCUCAAAGCCCUGUUCUACCGCAUACACCCAUCCCCCGGACAAAGUUUUCGUCAAUCGCUAGCGGAGUGCCCCCGCGGACACCGUACACCCCUUAUACUGCCUUUGCAUCAAAGCAAAAUCCUUUUGAGGUUAGCUUUGACACUCAACCACACAUUCUGGAUGACACCAACGACACUCUCGCCACAUUAUACAACACUAUUCUCCGCUUCGUUGACCGCGACAUGAAGCGUAUUAUGGAGCUUGCUGAGAGAGUUGGUGUUAAAUCCACCGCGAGAAUGAACAUGGGGAAAACGGCGUUGUUGGGCGCCACUGCGCCACCUCAGAAGGACAGCCCAGGCGGAUUCGAGAUUAUGGCUAACGUUGUAUGGGCUGAGAUUGGAAAGGCCAUUAUGGAUGAGCUCGGGAGCACGGUAUUCGCUGUAGGAAAGCCAGACGAAUUCCGCAAGCAUUAUGAGACGACGCAAGCGUUCAUCGGAUCGCUCGAGUACCUUGCACCGUCCGUGGAGGCGGUAGCCGGGAUGCGCUCUCACCCUGUGUACGUCGCUUUCGAGCGACGCUGGCAGCUCCCCGUGUACUUCCAGCUGCGGUGGAAAGAGACUGUCACCAAGCUCGAGGAGUCUCUUUCGGUCGCCAAGUUGGAGCGCACGUUCACCAAAGCGAAUGCGCCGUUUGUCACCUCACAGGCUGCUGCUGUGUGGACAGCGAUUUCCUCUAUAUGGAGCGCGCAGGUCUUCAUCCCUGAGCUCAGUCAUCGAUCUUGGAAAUUAACCCUGCAGCUCAUAAGCAGGUACCGAUCCUGGCUUAAUAACAGUAUGCCAGCAUUGGAAUCUCCCUCACGAAUGCCUCCAGCAAGUUCUACGACAAGCAUACAGCUCACGAUGUCUCCGUCACUUAACCGGACGGCAACACCGACAAAUCAACAGGUGGAGGCGGCCUCUCCAGAGAGCGUUGCGGUAGACGAUGUACUACUGGUGCAGCUAGCCACUGUUUUAACAGACAUCAAAGCCCUGGAAACCCAAGUCUGGAACUUGUGGCGCGAAGAACUGAGCGGGAUGUUACCUGACCUGUCUGAGGCAGAUAGUGCUGCUGACCUUCCGACGGAGCCCAGUCACUUCGUGUCGCUCAUCUUUCGCGCGUUGAAAGCGUUUUUUGGAAUCGGUACCGGAGACGCGCCGGGUGCGACCCUCAACGACGAUCACCUCCGCUCAUAUGCAGAGGAAGUGUUCGAAAAUGUAGCACAGAGUAGGUACAUCUAUUUCCUGACUGCAAUGAAGAAAACCGAAGAGUCUCUGCGGCGGCUGAAGAAGGGCAAAAGGUCGGCCUUCUCGCUGUUCGGUUCAGCACCCUUAACGAAGGACGACGAUGGCCGGGCUGAUGAAGAGAAGAUCCGGACGCAGAUGAUAUUAGACGUGGAUGCAUUCGGCAAGGACGCCGAAUCACUGGGAGUGUCGGUCAACGACAACAGCACGUACCGGGCGCUCAAGGAGCUCGCGAAUGCACCACUGAUAGAUGACUAG